UAUAUUACAUCUCCAUCGAAGAACAAGACGAAGAAGAAGGAAGAAGUUCAAACUCAAAGCAUUCCUACUAAUACUGUCUGUAUCAUGCUUUAGAUCGAAGCUUUACUUUCACUAUCGCAAUCAAUAUACUCGAAGCCGUAUCUCUCUUUGAGCUCACACCAUUUGCACAAGUCGCGUACAGCUUGGAACCAGCAGUAACACUUCUUUCCUCCGAAAUGACUUCUCUCAAGAAAGAGUACGAGUUCCUGAACGAUAUCGGACUUUCUUCUCGCAAUUCCGGCUGUUAUAUCGAUGGCGCCUGGAAAGGAAACGGUCCGAUUGUUUAUUCUAUAAAUCCUGCUAAUAAUCAGACAAUUGCUGAAGUUAUUGAAGCUUCUCCGCAAGACUAUGAAGAAGGGAUGAAAGCUUGCUCAGAAGCUUCCAAAAUUUGGAUGCAAGUACCUGCACCAAAGAGGGGAGAAAUUGUUAGACAGAUAGGUGACGCACUUAGAUCCAAACUCCAGCAACUUGGCAGGCUUGUUUCACUUGAGAUGGGAAAAAUACUUGCUGAAGGAAUAGGAGAGGUUCAGGAAAUCAUAGAUAUGUGUGAUUUUGCUGUUGGUUUAAGCAGACAACUAAAUGGAUCAAUCAUACCUUCAGAACGUCCAAAUCACAUGAUGCUGGAGAUGUGGAAUCCCCUCGGGAUUGUGGGUGUAAUCACUGCUUUCAACUUCCCAUGCGCAGUUAUGGGAUGGAAUGCUUGCCUUGCGCUAGUCUGUGGUAACUGUGUUGUGUGGAAAGGUGCUCCUACGACUCCCUUAAUUACUGUUGCAACGACGAAAAUAGUAGUUGAGGUUCUGGAAAAGAAUAAUUUACCCGGUGCUAUCUUUACCUCUUUUUGUGGUGGUGCUGAAAUUGGUCAAGCUAUAGCAGAAGAUACUCGCAUACCUCUGGUCUCAUUUACUGGUAGUUCAAAGGUGGGUCUAGUGGUACAGAAAAUAGUAAACGAAAGGUUUGGAAAAUGCUUACUGGAAUUAAGUGGAAAUAAUGCGAUAAUUGUCAUGGAUGAUGCCGAUGUUAAACUUGCUGUUCGGUCUGUUCUGUUUGCUGCUGUUGGCACAGCUGGCCAACGUUGCACAACAUGCCGCAGACUGCUACUUCAUGAAAGUAUAUAUCAUACAGUACUUGAUCAACUGAUUGAUUUAUACAAACAAAUUAAAAUUGGGGAUCCUCUGGAGAAUGGUACUCUUCUUGGACCUCUUCAUACUCAAACUUCAAGGAACAAUUUCGAGAAGGGAAUAGAGAUCAUCAAAGCUCAGGGCGGUAAGAUCCUUACUGGAGGAGCUCUGAUAGAAUCAGAAGGAAACUUUGUUCAACCCACUAUAGUUGAAAUCUCUCCUACUGCUAAUGUGGUUAAAGAUGAACUCUUUGGUCCUGUUCUCUAUGUUAUGAAAUUUAAGACACUGAAUGAAGCGAUUGAAAUAAACAACUCAGUGCCUCAAGGAUUAAGUAGUUCUAUAUUCACGGGCAGACCCGAUAUUCUCUUCAAAUGGAUUGGGCCUCAAGGAAGUGAUUGUGGUAUUGUGAAUGUUAACAUUCCAACAAAUGGGGCAGAAAUUGGAGGCGCGUUCGGCGGUGAGAAAGCCACCGGUGGUGGUCGUGAAGCUGGGAGUGAUUCUUGGAAGCAGUACAUGAGACGCUCAACUUGCACAAUUAAUUACGGCAGUGAGUUACCAUUGGCACAAGGAAUCAACUUUGGAUAACCGCCCAAUCCCCAACGACGCCAAGUAUGUUUACCUAUUCCACCAUUAAUGGAAAAAUAAAAAUAAAAAUAAAAAGGUGAGAAUUGUUGUGCUAUUUUCAUGUUAUUAAUAUCUUUGAGAAAACUAUCAAUCUUAACAAUGUCAAGUGAAUUGAUAUACUCUAUGUCUAA
Molecule: messenger RNA, 1912 nt
Organism: Impatiens glandulifera
Lineage: Eukaryota; Viridiplantae; Streptophyta; Magnoliopsida; Ericales; Balsaminaceae
Product: aldehyde dehydrogenase family 7 member B4
Exons: 15
Coding region: 216-1742 (508 amino acids)
Molecular function (GO): aldehyde dehydrogenase (NAD+) activity
Source: RefSeq, a predicted model, not a curated record